UACAAGAGUUAGUUUACCAAUAUAUUUGCGGUCUGAUCAACACUGUUGCAAGGUAGCAGGUUGGCUAGCCGCUCUUUUCAAAUAUUUUGUUAACUUGUUUUUUUGUGUCAUCCUUUGCAGCUCGAGACCGAGCAGCAUAACUAGCCAGCUUGUUACUACAGUAUUUGAAUUCGACAAGGCUGUUUUGACGUUGGAUAGCUAGCUACAUUCACUGGUUCGAAAUUUUGAAUAGACCAGACAUCACAUUUUAAAACGGGUUCAUUUCUUUGCUGUGUCGUUAGAUUCACACGCUAGCAAGAAAGCUAUACUUCCCCCCCUUUUGCGGCUAAGUUUAAACGUACUUUGUUUUUGAAAGCCAUCUACUAAUAACUAACUAGCUACCGGUUGUCAUUUUUACUUUGUCAACAACAAGGCGUGACGUUUGGUUCAACACCAAUUCUGCCUGCAAGAUUUUUGUUGGUGACUUCCACGAACGUUGGCUAGCAUUUACGUUAGCUUGCCACCACUGACAGCGAUUGUAACCGCGAGCCAGCAUCAGUCAAGCGAAUUUGACAAAAACAACUUAGCCAAUAAAUAAGCUAUCAAGCUGAUCAGAGCAGUAUCACAGCGAUAACUGACUUCUGUUAUCGAUAAAUUGCCUUGUGGGAGAUAGUAUAUAUCUUGCUUAUUUUAAUCAUUACCAAAAAAUAGUAAUUGAACGUGAAGUAGUUAACGUUAACCCACAGAAGUAGUUGUGUAUACAAAUUCAGACCCGAAUUGUCAUCUUUUUUUCGGUGCUAUUGUUGAAAAUGGCGGCGAUCGAAAUGGUGCAGAUGUUGAUCGAAGCAGCAGAAUACCUUGAUCGCAGAGAAAGAGAAGCAGAACAUGGCUAUGCCUCCAUGUUACCGUUCACCAGCAGCAAAGAGAAGGACAGCUUGAAACGGAAAAACAAAAGCAAGAAGAACUCCAAUAGCAGAUCUACACACAACGAGAUGGAGAAAAACAGACGCGCACACCUACGGCUGUGUUUAGAGCGACUGAAAUCCCUCGUUCCAUUGGGACCAGACUCCAACAGGCAUACCACGCUCAGCCUGCUGAUGAGGGCCAAGAAACACAUUGUGAGGUUGGAGGAGAGCGAGCGGAGAGCCCAGCAUACCUUAGACCAGCUGCAGAGAGAGCAGAGGCACCUGCAACGGCGUCUGGAGCAGCUGGGGGUGGAGAGAACACGCAUGGACAGCACAGGAUCCAUUGUCUCUUCCGACAAUCCUGACUCAGACCAGGAGGAGGAGCUGGAUGUGGAUGUGGAGGGGACUGACUACCUGCUGGGGGAUCUGGAGUGGAGCACCAGCAGUGUCAGUGACUCUGAUGAGCGGGGCAGCCUGCGCAGCAGCUGCAGUGACGAGGGCUACUCCAGCGCCAGCCUGCGCCUGCGCAUGCAGAACCAAAACACUCAGGAGAAGGCCGAGCAGCUGGGCUGCAGCCUAUAAGAGCACAGCCCUCAACCUCUGACCCCCAGCCCCCAUCCAAUCCCGUCCCUCUAUCGUCCAGUUAACACCCGCCCUCCAACCAGUCUCUGCCAAUCAGACCUCACUCCCAGCAGGACUGGCCUGUUCUGACCAAGCCCCCUCCUCCUUUCCAACUGUAUUCCACCUCUUUCCCCCCUGAAACCCCCCAAUGCAACACCUCUUAGACACACCCACCGUCCUAUCUCAACCGUCCAUCGGCCAACCAAAAUGGAGGAUCAGUCUGUGGCACUCCCCAAUCAGAGCUUUUUGAUGAGUAGGAUUAGGAAGAUAAGACACUCCGUCCGUCCCUUUGUGUCCACCAGCUUGCUCCCUUCCUUCUGUCCUUCCUGCUCUGCUGUCUGUUUCAGUGCAAGAGCCAAGUAGAGGUGACUGACUUUUCACAUCCAUGCAGUGUCCCCCUUCCAGCGUCCGAAAACUUAAGACAGCUAGAGAAUGUGAUUACAACACCACACCUACACCCCACUGCCUCUCUCUUGUUCAGAAGCCAUCUGAAGCAAUCCAGUCAUGAUGAGAACCCCUCUCGACCCCCAGCUCUAAAUCCCAUCUCGCCCAUUUCUCCCAUGAGACUGGCACCUCCAUAGGUGGUGGUCGUACAGACAGCAGAGCUGUGCCACCUGACUAACCAGCUGACCAAUCACAGCAUGGUAUUUUGGAACGGAGUAUAGGAAUGGAUGGUCUUGGUCAAAGAGCUGUGGCGUGGUCAUUUUAAACAAUCUACACUGCAGCUAUUGUAGUAAUGUUAUCAGGUGUAGUCUUUCAGUAAGUCUUUAUGGUGAAUAAUUGUCUACCUGCACUUUCCACGUGAAGCCUCACUGGGAGUUCUACGACACUAAGCACGGCUGUGACGUCAUCCAUGUUCCACAACCUCUUCGUUGUUGUGGUCGGCAGCAAUACAUUUAUCAAGAUGUAAUUUUUUUGUCCACACCUGCCAUUUCAGAAUUUUUAUGAU
Molecule: messenger RNA, 2454 nt
Organism: Oncorhynchus masou masou (cherry salmon)
Lineage: Eukaryota; Metazoa; Chordata; Actinopteri; Salmoniformes; Salmonidae
Product: max dimerization protein 1-like
Exons: 6
Coding region: 789-1466 (225 amino acids)
Biological process (GO): negative regulation of transcription by RNA polymerase II
Molecular function (GO): protein dimerization activity; RNA polymerase II cis-regulatory region sequence-specific DNA binding; DNA-binding transcription factor activity, RNA polymerase II-specific
Source: RefSeq, a predicted model, not a curated record